UCCGUGGGCGCUGCGCUAUGGGCAAGAGGAGCAAGCGGCCAGCCGACAGCUCGUCCUCGGGAGACGAGGAGGAGUAUGUGGUGGAGAAGGUGCUGGACCGGCGCGUGGUGAAGGGCCAGGCCGAGUACCUGCUCAAGUGGAAAGGCUUCUCCGAGGAACACAAUACUUGGGAGCCAGAGAAGAACCUGGAUUGCCCAGAGUUGAUCUCGGAGUUUAUGAGAAAGUAUAAGAAGAUGAAGGAGGGUGACGGGAACAAACCACGCGAGAAGGUGGAGAGCGCCAAGAGGAAAGGAGGGCUGCCCGCCGGCGGGGAGGACGUCAAGGCCAAGAAGAAGAGGGAGAGCAACGACAUCGCCCGGGGCUUCGAGCGGGGCCUGGAGCCCGAGAAGAUCAUCGGUGCCACUGACUCCUGCGGGGACCUCAUGUUCCUGAUGAAGUGGUGA
Messenger RNA from Haliaeetus leucocephalus (bald eagle), 443 nucleotides. It is a transcript of the gene CBX5, whose product is annotated as chromobox homolog 5. Gene Ontology annotation, cellular component: pericentric heterochromatin; nucleus. Gene Ontology annotation, biological process: negative regulation of transcription by RNA polymerase II; chromatin organization. Gene Ontology annotation, molecular function: chromatin binding. The record is from RefSeq and is a predicted model, not a curated record. The transcript is spliced from 3 exons. Bases 18 to 443 code for a protein of 141 amino acids. NCBI's taxonomy places the organism in Eukaryota, Metazoa, Chordata, Aves, Accipitriformes, Accipitridae.